Molecule: messenger RNA, 1424 nt
Organism: Leguminivora glycinivorella
Lineage: Eukaryota; Metazoa; Arthropoda; Insecta; Lepidoptera; Tortricidae
Product: bombyxin-related peptide A-like
Exons: 5
Coding region: 146-763 (205 amino acids)
Cellular component (GO): extracellular region
Molecular function (GO): hormone activity
Source: RefSeq, a predicted model, not a curated record
UAUUUAAGCGGCGCGCGCGCACGCGGCCCGGGCAGCCGAAGCCCGCGCACAGUCUCGCCGCGACACACCGCGCGACCAGCGAACCGCGAUCGAACGGCCUUGGAUCCACGGACCUGCGCGUAUUCUGCAUAUAAGCGGCAGCAGCAUGCUCCUCAACUGUGUGGUGCUCCUAGCGGCGGCGUGGGCGCUGCAGCCGGCCGAGACAGCCACGUCCCACAGCGUCAAGCUGUGCGGCCGCAAGCUCAGCGAAAUCAUGAGCAGGGUCUGCCACGUCUACAAUAGCCCCUCUUGGGGUGACCCCACAGUAGUAGAGCAGCCAGGCAUGCGGCGGAAGAGACAGGCAGGCAUCGCAGACCAGUGCUGCACCUUCGGCUGCACGUGGGAACAGCUGAAUGAAUACUGCGCCAUUAGUUCUAAUUCGGAGGCAACACUAAGCGAGCUGAACGCGCACAGCAUGGAGUACAAGCGCGCCGUGCAGCCGGCCGGCGCGCCGGCCGCCGCCGAGUCGCCGCCGGCGCCGCCCGAGGUGGGACGCCGCAGUCGCGGGUACGGGCGCGGGGGGGCGCGCUGUUGGUGCCGGCGCAAGCGGCGCUCGGGCCGACGGCGUACUCUCACGGGUAACAUGGUCAGAAAGCAAAUCAAUGACAGCCCAGAGCCCGUCGUGGGAACCGUGUCCCCAGUGCUGACGUGGGGGCGGACCCUCAACACAGAUCUGCCCCCCAUGGAGCGCGACCGAUACAACUACAUUGCUGUUUACUCGUAGAAACUAUACAACAAGAGUUUUUUUUAACUUGUUACAGUCAAGAAGCUAGCGAAACUCAAAUAAGAGUUUCAACUUGUUGCAGUCAAGAAGCUAGCGAAACUCGAAAGAGUUUUAACUUGUCAAAGCUAAGAGCGAAACUGGAGGUGAAGAGAUACAUGUUUGUUCAGCGUCCGUCAAGACAGCGUGUCGAGUAGCGAAGCAGUCUCAAGACGGGACAGCAAUGUUUUCGGUUAGAACCGUAGAUGAUUUAAAAAGCACGCUGUAGCUUUUCGUAGUGUUACGCCGGUAAUAAAGAUGUCAAGAUGAGUAGAUGUCAGCACUUAUUUAUGAUGGUGCGAUUACCUUUUGGAGCUUCGCUGACGAGUCGAAUGUAUUUAGAUAAUAUUUAAAUAAUUAACAGUAAUUACAUUUCUAAAAGGUACAUGAUAAAACACCAGGUACCUAGAAAUUAGCUUGUAAAAAUGUAGACUCUAAACAUUAUUUAAAAGAUAGCCACAGCCACGUAGAAAUAUAAUAUGAAUGCAAUUAAAUUACUAGUGCGUAAGUAGGUAUUUUAGUUAAUAUUUUUAUAUUGUAUACAUUUUCCUUUACAAAAAAAUCAAUAUCAGCAAUUUCAAAGUCAACUGAAACUUAACAAUAGGCACUAUUGCUGUCGUUAAUU